UAGGGCACCAAGCUACCCUUCCUCCUCCCCCCUCGUAACUUCGAUCAACUUCAACCCAAGGGCAGCCAACAAGCUCUCUGAGUCAUCCGACACACAACCGGUCAUCUCCACCGCCAAUCUUCUCCCUCCUCGAAUCUUUGACCCUUUGUGUCCUCAGCCAUCAAGAUGUCUACUGCCGUCGAUAACACUACCUCCGACAACCAGGCCUCCACUGCCCCUACCACUGAGGCCCCUAACGGCACUGCCCCCGCAGCUCAGGCCGCUGCCGAUGCUGCUGCUGUCAGUGCUGAUGAAGGACGUCGGUUGUACAUUGGGAACCUCGCAUAUGCGACCACUGAGGGGGAGCUCAAGGAGUUUUUCAAGAGCUACACUAUUGAGAGUGUCUCUAUCCCUGUGAACCCUCGCAACAACCGCCCCGUCGGCUAUGCUUUCGUGGAUCUCGCAACCGCUUCGGAAGCUACUGCCGCUAUUGCAGAGCUCUCCGGAAAGGAAAUUCUUCAGCGCAAGGUCUCCGUUCAGCUUGCCCGUAAGCCUGAGCCAGCUGAGGCCAAGGCUGAGGGUGCUGUAAGUGGCGGUGAAGGUGCCAGCGGCAACGAAGGCCGCAAGAGGGCGGGAGGACGUACCCGUGGCCGUGGCCGUGGUCGCGGCCGUGUUGGUCGUGGAGCACGCGGAGGUCGCUCGGCCCAAGGUGCUGAGGGUACUGAAGAGCAGCCCGCUACUGCCUCUGGCGAGGCUGCCCCUCUGUCUGAGCUCACCAACCAAAACGAUGCCGCUGCCACCGAGGCUGGCAAGGCCGGCGGCAAGCCCCGUGCCCGUCCCCAGAAGCAGCGUGGACCCCCCGAGGACGGCAUUCCCUCCAAGACCAAGGUUAUGGUGGCUAACUUGCCGUAUGAUCUGAGCGAGGAGAAGCUGAAGGAAAUCUUUGCCGCCUACCAGCCCGUUUCCGCUAAGAUUGCUCUUCGCCCCAUCCCCCGCUUCAUGAUCAAGAAGCUCCAGGCCCGCAACGAGGCUCGCAAGGGCCGUGGCUUCGGUUUCGUCACCCUCAGUUCUGAGGAGCAGCAGGAAAAGGCUGUGCAGGAGAUGAACGGAAAGGAGAUUGAGGGCCGUGAGAUUGCUGUCAAGGUCGCCAUUGACAGCCCCGGCAAGGAAGACGACGCUCCCGCUGGUGAGACGGCUGAGGAGGGUGCCGAGGCUCCGGCUCAGGAGAACGCUGCUCCUGCUGCCGCUUAAAUGACAAGGUCGUUUCUGACCCAAACGAGCACGGUUUCUAUCCGAUGAUAGGUAUUCGAAAAUCACUUUAAGAUAUCGAAGUCGGAGGCCGUCGUGCGUAUGGGAUCUCCGUAGUAAGCGUUGCAAG
Messenger RNA from Aspergillus versicolor CBS 583.65, 1357 nucleotides. RefSeq names its product RNA recognition motif domain-containing protein. Gene Ontology annotation, molecular function: mRNA binding. Bases 166 to 1230 code for a protein of 354 amino acids. Gene Ontology annotation, cellular component: cytosol. The record is from RefSeq and is a predicted model, not a curated record. The transcript is spliced from 4 exons. NCBI's taxonomy places the organism in Eukaryota, Fungi, Ascomycota, Eurotiomycetes, Eurotiales, Aspergillaceae.